Miscanthus lutarioriparius is the source of this 882-nucleotide messenger RNA. NCBI's taxonomy places the organism in Eukaryota, Viridiplantae, Streptophyta, Magnoliopsida, Poales, Poaceae. The record is from the annotation of a GenBank genome assembly.
AUGGCAUGCGCGUUAUUAGCUGCGUCGAGCGAUGAUUACUUACUGAAAUCGAUCGCUGGGGCUGCAGGGUUCAAGAAGGAGGACAUCCGCGUGCUGGUGGACAACCACGGCCACCUGCGGACGCACGGCGAGCGGCCCAUCGUCGGCAACAGGUGGAGCCGCUUCCAGAAGGACUUCGAGCUCCCCGCCAACUGCAUCACCGACGUCAUCCGCGCCAAGUUCGAGAACGAGAGACUCACCAUCACGCUCCCCAAGAUCACCCUCUCGCCGCCCAUGCCGUUGCCGCCAAGGAGGCCGCCCAUGGUGGCGCCGCCGCAGAUGCUUCCGCCGCCGCCGGCGGUUCCUGAGCCAGCGGCGAGGCCUACCGCGCCGCCGCCCACGGUGCCGGCGGAGCCGCUGGAUCCUGCUCCUUCCGUGAAGCCGCCCGUCGAGACCAGGCCGUCGAUGCCGAGGAAGACGUACGCUCCCGUGCCGGCACCGGCACCGGCACCGGCACCAGCGGCGGAAGUGGAACAACCUGCAACCACCAAGCCCCAGUCGUCGCUGGGGGCUGUCCAGAGGCCUAUGGAGGAGGAGGAGAGGCAGAGGGAGAGAGAGACAGCGGGGAAGGUGGCUGAGGACAGGAAGGAGAUGGCGCAGGAUCAGAAGGCCACGGAGCAGCAGCAGAAGGAGGCAAUGCCGCCAGCAGACUUGGCGAUGGCGAACCUGCAGCCCAGGCCGGCCUCGGCGAGCCGCGGCCUUCUGGUGAACGUGGCGGUCGCCGUGGUGGUGCUCCUCGGGAUCACCGUCUACGUGUGGCACAGCCUGAGGAACGCGACGGGAGGCGCCGGCGGGCACAGCCACGGGCACCUGGGGGCCGGUAGCUACGGCGACGAGAUGUGA